Molecule: messenger RNA, 317 nt
Organism: Lactuca virosa
Lineage: Eukaryota; Viridiplantae; Streptophyta; Magnoliopsida; Asterales; Asteraceae
Source: the annotation of a GenBank genome assembly
GGGAUACAGAACAAAGUAGAGGAUUUGGGUUUGUGACAAUGAUCACAGUAGAAGAAGCUGAGAAAGCUGUGGAGAAGUUCAAUGGCUAUGAUUUGAGUGGAAGGGCUCUUACUGUAAAUAAGGCUGCACCAAGAGGUUCACAAUCAGAAAAACGAGUGGUGGGGACUUCUUUCAAGAUCUAUGUGGGUAACCUAGCAUGGCAAGUGGAUAGUGAACGUCUGGAGCAGACGUUUAAUGAACAUGGGAAAGUGGUCAAUGCAAGGGUGAUUUAUGAUCGUGAAAGUGGAAAAUCACGUGGGUUUUUGUCAGCUUCGUGA